GUAGAGCGGCGCGAGCUCACAUUCAGAGCGCUCGAGCGCCUUCACUUUCUGCUGCUGCUGAUAAAUCGAAAAGAUCAGACUUAUUUACUCAGAAAACACAAAGAAAACAUUCACACCCAAAACAUCUGUGUCGGAAUAACAAUUUCAGGCGUUUUUCUUUUCUUCGUUCUCUUUCUGGAAUGUGAGAGAUGGGUAGAUGAAAAAGUUUCGCUGCUUUGGUGUCUGAGGGAGUUUUGAUACGGGCGAUGAGUCCUGUGAAGAGAUUUUAUACACCAGACUGGAAAAACACUCAUCUAUCGCCUUCACUAAGACAAAUAAUAUCGCAUUAAACUCACCAGUGGAGAUAUGACUAUAGCAGCUGAUCUCUCUCUAUGGCAAACAUUAAUGCUGGAGGUAUGAUGUUGAGGUUUGUGCUGAUGAGUAAAGCAGAAUCAUUGAUGGCUGGCUGCAGGGGUCCAAUGGUGUGUUGACGGCGUCAUGGGGAGCUGUUUAAGCUGUCCCGAGAAAGAGAUCGACCCCAACCAUCACAACAAGUUCAAGGUGAUAAACGUGGAUGAUGAUGGCAAUGAACUGGGCUCAGGAGUGAUGGAGUUAACUGAGGAAGACCUCAUUCUCCAUACACGCAAGCGAGAUGCUGUCAAGUGGCCGUACCUCUGUCUGCGUCGCUAUGGUUACGACUCCAACCUCUUCUCGUUUGAGAGUGGCCGGCGCUGUCAGACCGGUCAAGGGAUAUUUGCAUUUAAGUGCGCACGGGCCGAGGAGAUCUUCAACAUGCUGCAGGACAUCAUGCACAACAACAGCAUCAGUGUUGUAGAAGAACCUGUGCUAGAACCAGAACCUCCAGUCACACCCCACACUCCCACCACUUUGGGUUACUCUGUCCCGACGGUAGCUAAUGGAAUUGGGCGGUACCCGUCAUUCGGUGACGCCUCCUCGAGACCUUCCAGCCGACACCCAUCAGUGGGCAGUGCUAGGUUACCAUCUGUAGGGGAGGAGUCGACGCAUCCGCUGCUGCUCAAUGACGAGACGGUGCACACUUAUGUCAACACGACGGGUCUCCAAGAGGAGCGGUGCAGUUUUAGUAGUGGCCGCACCCCUCUGGAGCUCCGACCCUCUUAUUCAGAAGACCCGGUCCCAGUUUCUCCUAAUGAAGUUGAGCCACAGGUAGUUUUGGAGCCGGAGGGUGCCAAGUUUGUUUUAGGCCCCACUCCUGUACAGCGGCAAUUGCUGCUAAAAGAAGACAGACCACUCGAGCAGGACUUAGGAGCGACCGGCUCCAACGUACAACCCAACGGCUCUCCAGUAAAGACUGUGAACGGUUGCACGGGACCCGCUGCGGACUGCGAUACCGGUUACGACAGUGACGAUCGCAAGGAGGCGUCCCACGAGCAGCACAACGGUUCAGCCCCUCCCUUUUCCUCCGGUGCGAAACGCAUAAGGCCUCCGAUGCCUCUCCCUGACCCCCAUAACGCCAAUAAUUCUGCUCAGAGGCGGACUGCGCUGCUCUACUACGAGAACCUGCCGGCGCUGCCGCCCGUGUGGGAGGCUCGUAAACAUUAUAGCGUGCCGCAGGACCAGGAGGAACUCAAAUCGCCCUCUCUUAACGGAUUUCAUUCCUUAGAUCCGCAGCACAACUACGUUAACACGGAAAACGUCACGAUGCCCCUCAGCGCGCACAAGCUGCGGGACUCCGGCACACAGGCCACCGUUUUUAACUUUGACUUUCGAAGGCUCGGGGUGGGCGACCCGCUCCGGCAGCUUAACUACAUCGAGGUGGAGAUGGACAAAGUGUCAGACUCUAGCGGACCCCAUACCCCGAAAACUCCCACGACGCCCUUACCGGCCACACCCACGCGCCGGACAGAACUGUACGCCGUUAUAGACAUCGAGCGCACGGCCGCCAUGUCAAACCUACAGAAAGCACAGCCACGAGAUGACGGUACGUCCAGGAAAACACGACACAACAGCACAGAUCUGCCUAUGUGAUCUCAUCAUGAAUGAUUUUGCUCUUUGCAUUCAAAAUGUUUCACAAUGUCCUGGGCACGUUUCACCCCAAAAUGAAUAACAAAUACCAUUUGCAUAAAUGAAGCCCUUAUAUUCCAAUUACAGUAAUGAAUUUCGAGCGUCACCUGAUAAAUUACAAUUCUUCUUUUUUAUUAAAUAAAAACAUAAUGUUUAAAUCUCUUAACAUGUGUUUAGUUCAGACAAAAUGUAAUGAAUUCUUUGGGUUGAUUUUGGGGUGUGCUAUGACCCAGACAUCAGUUUCAUAUUGUUACAAGUAUGUGUACUCUUUUAGUUUCAUACCUUAAAACACAAUAUUUCUGAGGUCUGUAGAUAUUGUGGUGGAGAAACACAGGUCCUGUAAUGUACGAGUAAAACCAACAUUUGUUUUAAUGAGGUAACAGCAGGUACUGAUCAGAAUAACAUGACAGGUAUUGAUGAGAAAACACUACAACAGUUUACCAGACCUCAUUUAUAAAUGCUGCCAUGUUUUUCUCUCUUUUUGCGAAUUCAAAGUCUCUUUUCAAUGUAAUUUACUCAUUUUGCACUUGAGAGCAAUAACCGAUGCUCACUGCGGUAUUCUAGAGUCACACGGUACACUACAGUCACUUUAAAAUCUUACUCUCAAAGCAGGUGUUUGUGUUGUUGUUUUUUUUAGGAGGUUACACACUACAUCCUUGUCAUGAUAGACUAUAUGGGAAAUAAUCUAGUUGCCAAGAAACCCUAAUACAAAAGGGCUUAUAGUCAUUCCUGUACAUUAUACCAUACUAGAGAUGCACUCUGUACUAUAUCUACAUAGCCCAACAUUAGUGCUUCUUGGUCUUAUUGGACGCAGAGAAAAAACAUGGCUUUAUAAGCAAAGAAAUAAGUCAAAACAUUUUGUUUUGUACGUAUAUCUGAUUUGACAUAAAAGGCAAAGUAAAUUCUAGACUUUUAUAGUGAAUGCAUUUUAAAAAUGACAGACUUUUCAUUAUCUGUGAUAUUAUGAUAUUAACACAUUAAUAUCGGUUAUCAACCAUUAUAAAAACAACAAUCUGCUUUCCACAUUGGCCAAAGGCAUCCUUAUAAAAUCUCUAAGGUAUUUGAAAGGUUUGAGUAUUGAUUUGAGGGUCUGUUUGAUUUGGGUGUGAUGGGUAUUUCACUAAGACAGCAGUGUUAUAGAGCGCGUGGUGUAAGUUAAGAUAAACUUUUUUCUUUGGGGCAGGAAAGUCACCAAUGGGAACACAAAACGAAUUAUAGUUGGUCAUUGUACUCGAUGUAAAGAGGAGAAUCUGUUUUGAGAAGAGCUCCGAGAAUGUACGAGGUGCUGCGUUUGCAUUUCUAUUCAUCACUGUGUCUUAGCAGGAAACAUGAUUGUAUUGUUCAUCAAUGUCUGCUUGAAUGUUUUUUCCAAACAAUGGACACAUCUGUUUACGGCGUACAGACUGUUCUAGGCAUUGGUUUAUAUUGUUAAGUUUAUAUUGUAAAGUUUAUUGUAUGCUCGAAAUGCAUUAUAUCAUUUAUUUUCUACCUUUUUGAAAGAGUGCGCAAAUAUAGGAACAUACAUGUGUACAAAACAUCCAGUAGUUUUAGAAACGAAAGAGCGCUAACAAAAUACUAGAAAUAUCUAAAUCAUUUGCCAAAUGUAGUGUUUGAGAAAAUGAUUGAUUGGUUUAUUCUGAUAUCCCUCGUGUGGAUGGGGUUUAUUCAGGACAGAUGCGAGCGUACAUUCCUAUGAGAGUAUUCCACAACAUAUGAACAUUGUACUGAAACUAGUUUUGAUAUUUGCUUUUGAUAUACUGACAUCGGUUUAGUAAAAUGUUUGUAUUUUUUAAGAAAAGACAAAAUAUUGUGUAUUUUGUGAUAUGUACCGUUACAUCCUCUGCCCUCGGUGCCAACUCUAUUUUUGUAGCAUGGCAAAAAAAAUCAUUAAAGACAAAAAUAAA
This is a messenger RNA of Paramisgurnus dabryanus, 3926 nucleotides long. It is a transcript of the gene frs2a, whose product is annotated as fibroblast growth factor receptor substrate 2a. Gene Ontology annotation, biological process: fibroblast growth factor receptor signaling pathway. The record is from RefSeq and is a predicted model, not a curated record. Gene Ontology annotation, cellular component: cell-cell junction; cytoplasm. NCBI's taxonomy places the organism in Eukaryota, Metazoa, Chordata, Actinopteri, Cypriniformes, Cobitidae. Gene Ontology annotation, molecular function: fibroblast growth factor receptor binding; transmembrane receptor protein tyrosine kinase adaptor activity.